AUGAGACUCACGCAAGCGGGAGUUGAGGAAAUGUACCUCGGCGGCUCUCCCGACGGUCUUACCCUUCGCUUCAGGAUCCGCGACAAACAACUCGAGACCGCAUAUCGUGCGGCGAUUCAAGAACAUUUAGAUUUGGGCCACAUGACAAAGAUCGUCUCGGAUCAAUCCGCAAGCAACCGGUAUUAUUUACCGCACCACGGCUUGAUGAAAGAAUCGAGCAACACCACCAAACUCUGGGUAGUGUUCGACGGAUCGGCGUUAAGCACCGCUGGAGUUUCAUUAAACGAUACUUUGCACACAGGACCAAAAUUGCAGGAGGAUCUGUUCGAUAUUCUACUGAGAUUCCGCUCUCACCAAUACGUACUCACAGGCGAUAUUGAAAAGAUGUACCGACAAUUCCUCGUACGACCAGAGAACCGAAAAUGUCUAAGGAUAUUAUGGCGCAGCGCGAGUGGAGAAACCGAAACAUAUCAAUUCAACACAGCAACGUUCGGUUUAUCCGCAGCCCUGUAUCUAGCCAUUUGGUGCCUCCAGCAAUUGGCAGAAGACGAGGGACAUCGAUUUCCGCGUGUAGCAUCAGAACUCGCCGAGGUACUUCAACUAGUGGAUUUAAACAUCCGGAAAUGGGCAUCAAAUGACAAGGAAUUAUUACAAGGACUUUCCGCAGAGGAAACAAACCACCAAUAA
This is a messenger RNA of Bombus impatiens (common eastern bumble bee), 687 nucleotides long. RefSeq lists its product as uncharacterized. NCBI's taxonomy places the organism in Eukaryota, Metazoa, Arthropoda, Insecta, Hymenoptera, Apidae. The transcript is spliced from 3 exons. The coding region runs from base 1 to 687 and encodes 228 amino acids. The record is from RefSeq and is a predicted model, not a curated record.